AGUGGGCUCCGUGAUGGCAACGUCAGAAAGUACACAACUUGGCAAUCAGGGGGACGACUCGUUAAGAGCAGAUGACACAAAAUGUGUGUUCUGCGUGAUUGCCAACUGUAAGACAGAGAAUGAAAUUCUGUGUCGCGAUGGUGAGCUCGCCUGCUUUAGAGAUGCCAAACCCGGCGCACGUCAUCAUUAUUUGGUGGUUCCCAGGGCGCAUGUUGGAAACUGCAAGUCUCUCAAUAGAGAACAUGUUCCACUUGUGGAGCGAAUGGUUAAGAUGGGAAGGUCGGUAUUACAGCAGAAAAACGUCAUGGAGCUCGGUGACGUAAGGAUGGGGUUCCACAUGCCCCCGUUCUCUUCUGUUCCUCAUCUCCAUCUGCAUGUUCUCGCUCCCGCCAGUGAAAUGAGCGACAGAUCGCUACGGUUCUAUGGGCCCCAGUCCUAUUGGUUCAUAACGGUGGAAAACUUGUUAAAGCAACUGAAGUCUCAAAACGAAGUCAAAUGAAGACGCACCCAUUAUCAAGUUGCACAAAAGUAAACAUAAACUCUAAUGAGACCAACACUAGGUUAAUGUGGAUCUGUAAGAAGAGGGAUCAAUUGAAAUUUUCAGUUUUAAGGCAAUCUUAUUAAGCAAUGGUGUUUCAGAACAAAACUUGCCUGCUUCAAAAUGA
Molecule: messenger RNA, 665 nt
Organism: Chanos chanos (milkfish)
Lineage: Eukaryota; Metazoa; Chordata; Actinopteri; Gonorynchiformes; Chanidae
Product: histidine triad nucleotide-binding protein 3-like
Exons: 5
Coding region: 14-499 (161 amino acids)
Molecular function (GO): catalytic activity
Source: RefSeq, a predicted model, not a curated record